This is a messenger RNA of Lonchura striata (white-rumped munia), 3829 nucleotides long. Lineage: Eukaryota; Metazoa; Chordata; Aves; Passeriformes; Estrildidae. The record is from RefSeq and is a predicted model, not a curated record.
UCCGUUUCCCGGCCCAGCUGCACUUUGAUCAUUCAUGUCUCCUCCAAAUUCAUGUUGUCUUUAAUUAAUUGUCUCGUGGAAAGCGGUAUGUGGGAGACAGGCAGAGAACAGCUAUAGCUACACAAUUAAAACACAAACCAAGACUGCUGAGUGCUGAAGUGACUAAUAAGCUUUUUUUGUGGUUAAUGUUUUGCUCUGAGAACAGAUCUAGGAGCAGAGAUGGAGGGCAUGGAUUUUGAGGAUGAGAAGUCCAAGAGGUACUGCAUGAAGACAAAGCAUGUGGCUAUCAUCUGUGGAGUCGUGGUUGUUGUAGGACUUGCUGUGGGGCUCGGUGUGGGAUUGAGCAGACCUAAAGCUCCAGAGGCAACAGAGCAACCAACAACAGAUCAGACGACAACAACGGAACAGCCUCCUCCCACAGUGGAUUUGGGUCCCUGUCCUCCCAAGAAUGAUGACACUGGAGACUGGAGGGAUUUUAGGCUGCCCAGUUAUGUCAAACCUAUCCACUAUGAUCUGGAAAUCAAGCCUGAAAUGGAGCAAGACACUUACAGUGGAACAGUCAGUAUAUCUAUUGCUUUGGAAAAACCAACUAGCUCCCUGUGGCUUCACCUGCGAGACACCAAGGUUACAGAAAUACCCACGCUCCAGAAAUCUUCAGGACAGCAGAUUGCUGUGAAUGACUGCUUUGAGUACAAGCCACAAGAAUACAUUGUGCUGAAAGCAGCAGCAGAGCUCCCUGUCACUGAUGGAAGUGAUCCCUAUGUGCUCACUCUGAAGUUUCAAGGCUGGCUGAAUGGUUCGCUCGUUGGGUUUUAUAGGACCACCUAUACUGAGAAUGGACAGAUCAAGAGCAUUGCAGCCACUGAUCAUGAGCCAACAGAUGCGCGGAAAUCAUUUCCCUGCUUUGAUGAGCCAAACAAGAAGGCAACUUACACCAUAUCCAUCAUCCAUCAAGAUACGUACCAAGCGCUUUCAAACAUGCCAGUACAGAAAACCGUACAGCUCGGUGAUGGCUGGAAUCGAACAACUUUUGAGAAAUCAGUUCCCAUGAGCACUUACUUGGUGUGCUUUGCAGUGCAUCAGUUUACCUGGGUAGAGAGAAAAUCCAAAAGUGGAAAACCUCUGAGAGUUUAUGCCCAGCCGCAGCAAAUACACACGGCAGAAUAUGCAGCAAAUGUAACAAAAAUUGCAUUUGACUUCUUUGAAGAGUACUUUAAUUUGAGCUACUCUCUUCCAAAAUUGGAUAAAAUAGCUAUUCCAGAUUUUGGGACAGGUGCUAUGGAGAACUGGGGACUGAUCACAUACCGAGAAACAAACCUGCUGUAUGAUCCUGAGGAGUCAGCCACAUCCAACAAACAGAGAGUAGCUGCUGUGAUAGCCCAUGAACUCGUUCAUCAGUGGUUUGGAAAUAUUGUAACCAUGGACUGGUGGGAUGACUUGUGGUUAAAUGAAGGAUUUGCCAGUUAUUUUGAGUUCCUGGGAGCAAAUGCAACAGAACCAGAUUGGGAAAUGCUUGACCAGGUUUUAAUUGAAGAUGUGCUUCCUGUACUGAAGGAUGACUCUUUGCUGUCUUCCCACCCAAUUGUAGCCAAUGUGUCAUCUCCAGCUGAAAUCACCUCUGUGUUUGAUGGGAUAUCCUACAGUAAGGGUGCAUCGAUCCUCAGAAUGAUUCAAGACUGGAUUACACCAGAGCUCUUCCAGAAAGGCUGUCAGGCAUAUUUGAAGAAAUACCAUUUUCAGAAUGCCAAGACACAACAAUUUUGGGAAGCUCUUGAAGAGGCAAGUAAUAAACCUGUGAAGGAAGUCAUGGACACAUGGACUAGGCAGAUGGGCUACCCUGUUUUGGAGAUGGGAGAUAAUUCAAUAUUCACACAGAAACGUUUUCUUUUGGAUCCCAAUGCAAAUGCUUCUCAUCCCCCUUCUGAUCUUGGUUACAAAUGGAAUAUACCAGUCAAAUUUAAGCUUGGUGAUUCAUCAGAUUAUACCUUCUACAAUGCAUCAAACUCUACAGGAAUUAGAAUACCAGCUUCUUCUGAUACUUUUGUGAACGUUAAUCCAGACCACGUUGGAUUCUUUCGGGUGAAUUAUGAUAAUCAAAACUGGGCCAUCUUAAGCAGUAUUCUGCUCCAAAACCACACUAGUUUUUCAGUUGCUGAUCGCACAGGGAUUUUGGAUGAUGCUUUUUCUUUAGCAAGACCUGGACUUGUGAAUUACUCUGUUCCCCUGGAACUCACAAAAUACCUAAGAAAUGAAACAGAGUAUUUACCUUGGAAUAGAGCUGUAUCAGCUGUAACUUACCUUGCAAACAUGCUCGAAGAUGAUAAAAAUCUCUAUCCCCUGUUUCAGGAAUAUUUUCGCAAUCUGGUGAAACCAACUGUGGAUAAACUGGGCUGGGAGGAUUCUGGAGACCAUUUGCAGAGGCUUCUUCGUGCAUCUGUUCUAGACUUUUCCUGCAGUAUGAAUGACACAGAAUCUUUGAGCAGUGCUUCUCAGCUCUUCGAUAGGUGGUUACGAGGAGAAACAAUUGCUGCAAAUCUCCGACUCAUAGUAUAUCGCUAUGGGAUGCAGAACUCAGCCAAUGAGACAUCAUGGAAUUACAUGUUCAACAAAUACCAAGAAACUUCAUUAGCCCAAGAAAAAGAAAAGCUGCUAUAUGGCCUGGCAUCAGUGAGGAACGUCACCCUUUUGGACAGAUAUCUGAAAUAUAUUUACAACACCAGCCUCAUCAAAAGCCAAGAUGUAUUCACGGUCCUGAAAUACAUCUCAUAUAACACCUACGGGAAAACAAUGGCCUGGGACUGGAUACGACUGAACUGGCAGUACUUAGUUGACAGAUUCACUAUAAAUGACAGAAAUCUUGGUCGAAUAGUAACUAUUGCCCAAAACUUCAACACUGAGCUCCAGCUUUGGCAGAUGGAAAAUUUCUUUGAAAAAUACCCUAAUGCUGGGGCAGGAGAAAUGCCCAGGAGUCAGACACUGGAGCAAGUGAAGAGCAACAUCAAAUGGCUAAAAGAAAAUAAGGAAGAAAUACAAUCAUGGCUGAAAAGCACAGUAAGGCUUCAAAGCCUUACUUCAUGAAAAAGAUCCGGCACUUAAAUCUUCAAAGAUGUUUAGCAAUGUGGAUUUCUCACCUAGGUACCUUAGAGGACUAAGACCUAAUAUUUUUUUCCUACAAAUACUCAGGAGACUACUGCCAGAGCAAUGUUGGUGUAGGUGCUUAGCAGGAAUAGCUUUAUAGGUUGAGGAUGAAUUUGCCUGAACAAACAGGACAAAGAUUUAAAGUCAUUCAAAGCAGAAGUGAUGGCAGAACUGGUGUCCUUGCUGAUCACUCUGGUCUCACUCCUUAUGCACGCCACUCUGCAAAGCUACUUCUUGGCUCGCACAGAAGUUAUGUCUACUAUACUCAGGGAUUCCUUUCCAAGUGCACCUCAUAGGAACUUUCUCCUGAAGGAAAGGGAAUUAAACAGUAGUUUUGACAUUGUCUGAAAAUCAUCCCCUAUAUUCAUAGCUGUAAAAAUUCUAUGUCUGGGAUUUAGGUUUGCUUUCUGAUACUACAGAAAGGCCAGUUAAGCUUUCCUCUCAAUUGAUUUUUGAAGUUUAACUACUAGAACACAAGGGAUCAAUAUAUCAACUUCUUUUUUAAUGUUAUUAGUUGGGAUUUUGUAGCUUAGAGUAAGGGUUGUCUUGGCUACUUUUGUCUUAUUUCUAAAUCUUAAAAAAAAAGAAAACAAAAAAAGAUAAUUUGUGGUAGCCAAUGCUGCAAACAAGACAUGCUUUAUUUACUGUUUAUUUUCUUAUAGAAAAAUAAAAUGUAAAACUCUACAUGAAA